This is a messenger RNA of Aspergillus bombycis, 1332 nucleotides long. Its product is annotated as flavin monoamine oxidase family protein. The transcript has a single exon. Bases 1 to 1332 code for a protein of 443 amino acids. The record is from RefSeq and is a predicted model, not a curated record. NCBI's taxonomy places the organism in Eukaryota, Fungi, Ascomycota, Eurotiomycetes, Eurotiales, Aspergillaceae. Gene Ontology annotation, molecular function: oxidoreductase activity.
AUGGCUCGGGGAAAUCGUGCGCAAGUGAUUGUUAUUGGCGCUGGCCUGUCAGGUCUCACAGCUGCAGCAGAAUUAAACCGUCAAGGCAUCGAUGUCAUUGUACUUGAGGCAUCAUCCAAGGUGGGUGGAAGAGUGAAUUCCGCCACCACCAGCCUCGGGUCACACCUGGAUCUUGGGGGGCAAUGGAUUGGGCAUGGACAUCAUCGCAUCACUGCUCUGGUAAACAAGGCGAAGGGUACGACAUUCCAGACCUUCACACGCGGUCUACCGACACUUGCUCGCGACGGUCGCACCGUGUCUCUCUUCUCACCGUCUGUCAUUCUCGCGAUGAUUUAUCUCGCCUUCCUCGAGUUGGUGAGCAGGAUCUACGUUCCUCAAGGUUGGAUCACUGUCACUGUGGACAAAGCGAUUGAAACCUUGGUCCCCUUGGAAAUGGCCCGACAAUUCCUUCGUCUGCUCGUUGCCGUGUCUUCUACCGCUGAAUUGGGCUUAACAUCGGUCUACAGCUUUGCAACGGCGAUCCCUCGAUCGGGAGGGCUCUUGACGAUGCUAGGGACACGGGGUGGGGCUCAAGACACCUUGGUUGUGGAAUCCAUGGGCAUCACUACAUCCAUGUUGGCCAGCGAGCUCUCUCAGAACAUUUUCACCGACAUGCCGAUCACAAGUAUAUCCCAAAACCAGAGCGACAACGUGAUGGUGCGUACAGCGUCAGGCCGAGAAUUCCACGCCAGGAAGGUCAUAAUCACGGUUCCGCCACCCAUGUUGCAAAAGAUCACAUUCGAUCCGCCGCUGCCCGUCGAACGGACGGCACUGCAGAAAAACACCCGCAUGGGCGUUGUCUACAAAGCCAUCGCGGUCUUUGAGAAGCCCUUCUGGCGCGAUGGAUUGGGCGGAGAAUUCCUGAUCCUUGACGACCCGGCAUGCGGCGUCUUUGACACUUCUUCACCCGGAGGCCCUGGUCACUUGUGCUUCCUAGUCGCCGGCACCCCGGCACGCCAGCUCGACAUGCUGGAUGCCAACACGCGGCGUGAAUCGCUGUUGAGUCGACUUGCGCCACAUCUGGGGCAUCGAGUCCUCCAGCCUGUGGAUUGGCACGAGAAAGCCUGGCAUUCGGAUGAGUACUGCGGUGGCGGGUAUCUGGCAUAUGCGACUGUUGGCACCACGGAGGGUCUUCUGCCCAUGCCUCAUAAGCCAACCAACAACUUGCACUGGGCCGGAACAGAGACGGCGGAAGAGCACCCUGGGUAUCUGGAAGGAGCCAUACAGUCCGGCGAGCGUGCCGCCUGUGAAGUCGCUCGCGCUCUUGGUGGUGAAGUCCACAGUAUCAAAUAG